CGUUGUUUCCUGAGGGGUAGGUUUCGCUGCUACGCCUCACCGUCACCUCUCACAUGAAUGGAAAGAUAUCAGCUGUAAAAGCCUCUGACUUUAGGAAUGGAAACUGGAUUUCCUAGUUAACAUUUUUAGUCUGUAACUGUCUAUUUAACUUGGGAACAUUGUUCCCUUUAUUCACCUUUAACGUGCUGUGUGUUUGUUUAGUGUUUAGAGAGAGGAAGCUAAGUGGAAGCUAACUAGCUGCUAGCCUAAAACUACCAGUCAGGCUAGGUAACGUUCACAUUACUGUUAGCCUGCAAAGCUAGCACUGCUUCCAACAACAACAUUGACCAACAACAACAAAGCAUGGAGGUGAUUGAGAGUAUACUAGAGCUGCCGGUGGAGAAGCAGAUCUUUUAUGCUGUUUUGGGGUUUUCCUGGACGGUGUAUCUAUGGGAGGCUUACCUUUCUUACAGACAGAGGAGGAUAUACAGAUCAACAACACAUGUGCCACAAGAACUCGGGAAGAUCAUGGAUUCUGAAACAUUCGAGAAGUCGCGUCUUUAUCAGCUGGAUAAAAGCAACUUCAGCUUUUGGUCUGGACUCUAUUCUGAGACUGAAGGGACGUUGAUCCUGCUCCUGGGUGGAAUCCCAUUUUUGUGGGGCGUUGCUGGCUCCUUGAUGAUUCGCAUAGGACUUGGUACAGACUACGAGAUCACCCAGUCGCUCGUGUUCCUGACGCUCGCCACCCUGUUCAGUGCCUUUACUGGACUUCCCUGGAGUGUCUACAACACAUUUGUAAUUGAGGAGAAGCAUGGCUUUAACCAGCAGACAUUGGGGUUCUUCUUCAAGGAUGCUGUGAAGAAGUUUAUUGUGACCCAGUGUAUCCUGCUCCCUGUCACCUCGCUGCUCCUGUAUAUCAUCAAGAUUGGGGGAGACUACUUUUUCAUCUAUGCCUGGCUCUUCACCCUCGCUGUCUCUCUGGUACUUGUCACGAUCUACGCUGACUACAUUGCUCCCCUGUUUGACAAGUUCACUCCUCUGCCAGAAGGAGAGCUGAAGACAGACAUUGAGGAUAUGGCCAAGAGUAUAAGCUUCCCCCUCACCAAGGUUUAUGUAGUUGAAGGUUCCAAACGUUCGUCACACAGCAAUGCGUAUUUCUACGGGUUCUUCAAGAACAAACGCAUUGUGCUGUUUGACACUCUGCUGGAAGACUACUCGCCUCUCAACAAGUCUGGAGAGCCGCAGCCCGAGCAGCCAGAGAGAGAUGAUACUUCCGGCGACUCAAAAGCCAAGCCAAAGAACAAGAAACAAGGAUGCAACAACCCAGAGAUCCUUGCAGUCCUUGGUCAUGAGCUUGGCCACUGGAAGCUCGGCCACACUGUCAAGAAUAUCGUCAUCAGUCAGAUGAAUUCCUUCCUGUGCUUCUCCCUGUUUGCUGUUCUGAUUGGGCGUAAGGAGCUGUUUGUAGCUUUUGGCUUCAAUGACAGCCAACCCACAUUAAUAGGCUUGAUGAUUAUCUUCCAGUUCAUCUUCUCCCCGUACAAUGAGCUGCUGUCCUUCUGUCUGACAGUCCUGAGUCGCAGGUUUGAGUUCCAGGCAGAUGCUUUUGCACGCGCCAUGGGCAAAGCCUCCGAGCUCUACUCUGCCCUCAUCAAGCUCAAUAAGGACAACCUGGGCUUCCCCGUGGCCGACUGGUUGUUCUCCAUGUGGCAUUAUUCCCACCCUCCCCUCCUGGAGCGCCUCAGAGCACUGGGCAGCGUCAAGCAGGACUGACGGGGCUGGAAGGGGGAGGAGCGACCGCUGCCUCCUCCAAAGGGCCUCCGCAGACCGCUCCUGGCCCUGUGAUUCUCCCUGGUCUUUUUCUACCUAUCUACCCCUCCUCCUCUUGUUUUAUCUUGUUUUAGUCAUUUCUCUACUUGUCAUACUUUCCAUUUUGUUCCCUUUGAAACUUUGUUUUAAACGAAACCAAAACAUAUCAGCACAAGCCAGCCUAAAAAAAAAUCUCUGAAGUCUCCGCUCUUUCUCUAGAGACACCUGAUAUGCACUUGCUGAGAGCAUUACAUCGGGGCAAUGUGUGUUUAGCAAAAGCUAUUGUCAGAGCACAGGUCACAUUUUUCCAAUUGGCCUGGAAGUUUAGUUUUUGAAAUUAUUUUAUGAACUAGAUUAUUACUUUUCCUUUUUAGAAUAAAAAACUAAAUUUUACUUACAGAAUUAUGAGUUUCUAGUGCGAUGCCUUCAUGACAUCCAACUGUUAAAGUCAUAAGAGUAUUUUUUUAAGCGUAUAAGGUGGUUAAUCCUGCAGUAUACUGAGUUUUAUUUAUUUAACAUGAUGGACAACUUCAAACAUACUCGUGACAAUGCUUUAUGCAGAUACACAGGCCAGAAUUGGAUUUGUCUCUCAAGUGCAACUGUUGCUUCUUUAGAAACAUCACCAGGCAAGCUCAAGGGUAAAAACGUUAAUUUAGUCAUCAACUCAAAUUCUCCGUUUAGCAAGAGGAACUUGCACAGUGGGAAAAAAAAUGUGAGUGCCUCUAAUUAUCUGUUUUUGUUCAGAUAAUGGACGCAUUAUGAACAGAGCAGUGCAGAAAAUUUCAUUUGAAUUUAGGUUAGACUUUUCAUUUUUUACAUGCAUUGGGGGGAUCUUGUUUUAUUUUUCUAGAGCACUUGCUUGCCGACAAGGUUCCAACCAUACCUGUACAUAUGUAACUUUAAUGAGUAGAGUAAUGGCGUAUGAUGUGAAUUGUGAAAAAAAAUGUUGAAUGUGGUUUGAAAUUUUAAGUUGAUGCUGUGUCUCUUAGUUUCUUCUCUUGGUUUUGGGCCGGAGUGAGCCCAGAGUUGCCUGGCAAGCAAAGUAUUUAUAGGGGGACUUGGGGAAGGGGGUCUGCGAGGUUCCUCUCACCACAUAAGCCAGUGUCUGGUUUGUUCAGCGAGGGAAAUGUGUACACUCUUUGCUGCAUUGAAUAAAAUCUUUAAAAAGCA
This is a messenger RNA of Sebastes umbrosus (honeycomb rockfish), 2958 nucleotides long. RefSeq names its product zinc metallopeptidase, STE24 homolog (gene zmpste24). Gene Ontology annotation, biological process: CAAX-box protein processing. Bases 343 to 1752 code for a protein of 469 amino acids. The transcript is spliced from 9 exons. The record is from RefSeq and is a predicted model, not a curated record. Gene Ontology annotation, cellular component: endoplasmic reticulum membrane. Lineage: Eukaryota; Metazoa; Chordata; Actinopteri; Perciformes; Sebastidae. Gene Ontology annotation, molecular function: metalloendopeptidase activity.